AAGACACACAGAGAGUCACACACAAAGACAAAUCAAAAGAUAUCGAUUCUGAAAGAAAGAAAGAAAAAAACAAACUUGUUGAGAUAAGACGAAGAUUCGUUUGUGCAAAGAGAGACAUGGUGUUCCGAGGCGACACGGUGAUGUCCGUAGCCCACUUCUCUGCGGAUAUAUUUCAGCGGUGGAUCCCGGCGUCGGAACGAAUCAGAAGCGGCGAGAUGUUGCAGCUCGUCUGCUGUUUUCCACUUCAAGAGCUUGGUCGGUUCGUGGCAUGGUUCUGGAACUAUAUAUGUGUUCCACCCCCUGAGAUAUUAUAUUAUGAGAGAUCAUCAUCGUCGUCGUCUUCUUCGAUUGUUAAUAGCCAGAACUACUAUCAUCUUCACUUGGAGUGACUAUGUUUUUCAUUUCAAGUAUUAUUGUAUAGAAAAAAAAAACUACUUGGCUGGAGUUUCUCGGGGUUGUUGGAUUGAUCGGAGUAUGUUUAUCAAUCCUUGUUUAUUAGAAUCAAGGGAUAAUGUUUUUGUUAAUUCGUGAAGGGAUAUGUAAUGUUACAUGGUAUAAUCAUUGGAUGUUAUCUCUAUGGUAACGUGUAUUUUUUAGGCUAGAAACUAGUGUGGAUGAUCAAGUUCUCAAGCAAUGGUUCUUCUUUGUGUAAAGAUCAGUUUUUUUAAGCAGAGUGGUCUCAAGAUAAAGCAAGGUACCUUAAUCAAAUCAUUCAAAUCACUUACUAUCAUCUUUGGGAGUGUGUAAUCCAUUUAGGUGGUUUGAGAAGUUUAAUGGAAUCCAGUUCAGGAUUAACGUUGUAUGGCAGCAGUGGCUUGGCUUGCGACGAGUUUGGGCCUUCUCCAGUAUGAUAUCAUUGUUCUAGAUGCAGAGCGUACCUUCUCUCAAGAUUUGUGUUAUGUUUCGGUUCUAAAGAAGAAAAGGGUUUACAUAUCCCUUUGUUGGUUGAAUCGGUUUGGUUAUCAUGUGAUUCUUUCUUGUAGCAACUAGCAACAUAAUAGGAUUAGUCUCGUCUUUCCUUUAGCCAAAUGUUAGUUAAACGAUCUAACUUGGGCCAAGUCUGCGGAUAGGGUCCAAUCUUUUUCUAUAGGAAGUUCACAAGGUUGUAUUGUUUUUCAA
Molecule: messenger RNA, 1119 nt
Organism: Brassica rapa (field mustard)
Lineage: Eukaryota; Viridiplantae; Streptophyta; Magnoliopsida; Brassicales; Brassicaceae
Source: RefSeq, a predicted model, not a curated record